Messenger RNA from Branchiostoma belcheri (Belcher's lancelet), 814 nucleotides. RefSeq lists its product as uncharacterized. The record is from RefSeq and is a predicted model, not a curated record. The annotation marks the transcript as partial. NCBI's taxonomy places the organism in Eukaryota, Metazoa, Chordata, Leptocardii, Amphioxiformes, Branchiostomatidae. The transcript has a single exon.
AUAACCCUGAAGCCGGAUACCCUGAAACGAUGGGCUUACAGUAUGCACAGCUGCAGCAUGAUCGUUCAAGAUAUUGCAGACAUGUCGGAUGACAGUGGAGAGAAGGAGGUGACAAGUCACAAAGAAGAGAAGCCAUCACGCAUCACUUCUGAUGCCAAGGACAGAGACAAGAUACGAGAUAAACUUCUUACCUGCAUCGAUCCCCUGGAUCCCACUGGUCAUCCUGCCGGUUUGAUCAAUGUCGUGACUGGCCAGAUUGCACCUGAGACGGUGAACGCACAUGACGCAGUCGAUAUUGGCAAUGAUCAACUUGUGUCAUUUGAAAAGAGCUGGCCCGGCGGUUUUAACGCGUCCUUAUCCAAGUUGGUAGUGACCAUGGCAGCGAAGAGAAAGUCAGUAAAGGUGGGGAACAGUAAAGUGUAUGACACGAAUCUGAUCUAUUCACGGGUACUAGGGUUGCAACAGUCUCGAGACAUUGAUAUCAAAUCUGUCCUCGCGCAUGAAUUGUCACCCGUACCUACCUCAAUGUUUGAUGAUGAAGGCAAUAUGAGAAUCGCAACCACAAAAUCCACGCUGAAGAAGAAGCUGCAGGUGACUGUGUCACAGCGUUUGGUUGAGAAACCAGAGGUAGAGAUAUUGGAUGGCUGUGCUCUCCUUUGGGUUAUACACUGGCCCAAUCAAGGAACUGUGGCCGAUUUCGUCAACGCCUUCACCAAGAAUGUGAUGGAAAGGGUGGCCAACCAGGACACAUACCUGAUCUUUGAUCGCUACUUCGACUUCAGCAUUAAGAGUGGAACGCGGGCAGCUCGAGCAG